AUGCCCUCAGGCCGCACGAACCUUCGCUUCCGAUCGUGCGAAACCCCCCAUCGGCCCAAAUUCAUCUGUCUCUCGCGAUCGUGUCGCAGGCUGUUCAAGCCAUUUUUCGACCCUGCCCGCUUCGACUACCGCGUUGAUCGGAACGAAUGGUCGGUCCGGCCCCGGUGGGAUGUUACCCCCGAGCUCAGGGCCGCGGGACGGCUCAACGCGUCGGCCCUCCCGCCUGCCACGCGACGGCGGAUGCAUGAACUCAGAGGACGACUGGAUGCCAUUGAGAGCCAAAAACAGCAGCAGGCUCGUAGCAGUAGUGGUGGUGGUGAUGAUGAUGAUGAUGAUGAUGAUGAUGAUGAUGAUGAUGAUGGGGGUGAUGGCGGUCUUGGUAAGGGUGAUAGUGAUAUCCGCGAGCCCGAACCUCUUAGCGACGACGAUCUCGCGUGGCUGAGGGAUCAUGAUCCCGAGGUAUGGUGGACGCGCGUCGUCGGCGUGGGCCACGACCAUGCCAAGCGGUGUCCGGGCUGUGGUGGGAGCGGCGUGCGCGUGGGUUCUAAUUUCAGGGUCCCGGCUCGGAAGGACGAGAAAGCGUGGAAGGAAUUGGAACGGAUGGUCAGUCAGGGCGUGGACAUGCUGGCCGAGUUUGAGUUUUGUCCGACGGUGGAAGUGUGGGAGGAGAUGGCGAGGGAGGCGGAGAGGGUCAAAAGGAAGGAAGCGAGUGGUGAAGGGAUUUAA
This is a messenger RNA of Cladophialophora carrionii CBS 160.54, 726 nucleotides long. RefSeq lists its product as uncharacterized. The transcript has a single exon. NCBI's taxonomy places the organism in Eukaryota, Fungi, Ascomycota, Eurotiomycetes, Chaetothyriales, Herpotrichiellaceae. The record is from RefSeq and is a predicted model, not a curated record. The coding region runs from base 1 to 726 and encodes 241 amino acids.